UCGAGUGCGGGGAGGGAGGGGAGAGCGGGUCACGACGUUGCCGGGGCGGGGAUAACCCCUCACGUGGAGCAGAUGAAAGGGCCGCGGCGCGACGGCCGGGGGAGCCGAGCCGAGCCUGCGACCCACAAAGCCGCCGCCGCCGCCGCCGCCGCGAUGGGGCUGUGAGGCGUCCGCCCGCGCUCGGUCCUCCGCCGGCCCGCGACUAUGCCCGGCCGCGCCCGCCCUCCGCGCUCUCCCGCCGCAGGACCAUGAGGCCGCGCUCGGGCGGGCGCCCAGGGGCCCCGGGCCGCCGCCGCCGCCGCCUCCGCCGCCGCCCCCGCGGCCCCCGCGGCCGCUGCCUGCCGCCGCCGCCGCCGCUGCCGCUGCUGCUCGGGCUGCUGCUGGCGGCCGCGGGGCCCGGCGCGGCGCGGGCCAAGGAGACGGCGUUUGUGGAGGUGGUGCUGUUCGAGUCGAGCCCGAGCGGCGACUACACCACCUACACCACCGGCCUCACGGGCCGCUUCUCGCGGGCCGGGGCCACGCUCAGCGCGGAGGGCGAGAUCGUGCAGAUGCACCCACUGGGCCUGUGUAAUAACAACGAUGAAGAGGACUUGUAUGAAUACGGCUGGGUAGGCGUGGUGAAGCUGGAACAGCCAGAAUUGGACCCGAAACCAUGCCUCACUGUCCUGGGCAAGGCCAAGCGGGCAGUGCAGCGAGGAGCCACUGCGGUCAUCUUUGAUGUGUCAGAAAACCCAGAAGCUAUCGAUCAGCUAAACCAGGGCUCAGAAGACCCGCUCAAGAGGCCAGUGGUGUACGUGAAGGGUGCAGAUGCCAUCAAGUUGAUGAACAUUGUCAACAAGCAGAAAGUAGCUCGAGCAAGGAUUCAGCACCGCCCCCCUCGACAACCCACAGAGUACUUCGACAUGGGGAUUUUCCUGGCAUUCUUCGUCGUGGUCUCCUUGGUCUGCCUCAUCCUUCUCGUCAAAAUCAAGCUGAAACAGCGGCGCAGUCAGAAUUCCAUGAACAGGCUGGCUGUGCAGGCUCUGGAGAAGAUGGAAACCAGGAAGUUCAACUCUAAGAGCAAGGGGCGCCGGGAGGGGAGCUGUGGGGCGCUGGACACACUCAGCAGCAGCUCGACGUCCGACUGCGCCAUCUGCCUGGAGAAGUAUAUCGACGGAGAGGAGCUGCGGGUUAUCCCCUGUACUCACCGCUUUCACAGGAAGUGCGUGGACCCGUGGCUGCUGCAGCACCACACCUGCCCCCACUGUCGGCACAACAUCAUAGAGCAAAAGGGCAACCCGACUGCCGUGUGCGUGGAGACCAGCAGCCUUGCACGCGGCCGGCAGCAGAGGGUGAUCCUGCCGGUGCACUACCCCGGCCGCGUGCACAGGACCAACGGCAUCCCGGCCUACCCCACCCGCACGAGCAUGGACUCCCACGGGAAUCCCGUCACGCUGCUGACCAUGGACCGGCACGGGGAGCAGAGCCUCUACUCCCCACAAACCCCCACCUACAUCCGUGGCUACCCACCCCUCCACCUGGACCCCAGCCUGGCCCCUCACCGCUGUGGCCUGGAGCACCGGGCCUACUCCCCAGCCCACCCCUUCCGCAGGCCCAAGUUCAGCAGCCGCAGCUUCUCCAAGGCAGCUUGCUUCUCUCAGUAUGAGACCAUGUACCAGCACUACUACUUCCGGGGCCUCAGCUACCCGGAGCAGGAGGGCCAGGCGCCGGCUGGCCUCGCACCCCGGGGCCCAGCCCGUGCCUUUGCGGCUAGCAGCGGGAGCAGCCUGCUCUUCCCCACCAUGGUGCACAUGGCCCCGCCAUCGCACCUGGAGAGCGGCAGCACGUCCAGCUUCAGCUGCUACCACGGCCACCGCUCGGUGUGCAGCGGCUACCUGGCCGACGGCCCGGGCAGUGACAGCAGCAGCAGCAGCAGCAGCAGCAGCAGCUCCGGCCAGUGUCACUGCUCCUCCAGCGACUCGGUGGUGGACUGCACUGAGGUCAGCAACCAGGGUGUGUACGGGAGCUGCUCCACCUUCCGCAGCUCCCUCAGCAGCGACUACGACCCCUUCAUCUACCGCAGCCGGAGCCCCUGCCGUGCCAGCGAGGUGGGGGCCGUGGGCGGCUCGGCCCGGGGGCCGAUGCUGGGCCUCGAGGGCUCCCCGCCACCUGAGGACCUCUCGGUGGCCCACAGUCAAGGUGCUGGGCGAGCAGAGCCUUGGCCCGGCCCUUCCUCACCCUCGGGGGAUCAGCUGUCCACCUGCAGCCUGGAGAUGAACUACAGCAGCAACUCCUCCCUGGAGCCCAGGGGGCCCGCUAGCUCUACCUCAGAAGUGGGGCUUGAGGCUUCUCCUGGGGCGGCCCCAGACCUCAGGAGGACCUGGAAGGGGACCCACGAGGGGCUGUCAUGUGCCUGCUGCUGUGAGCCCCAGCCCUCCGCCCUGGAGCCCAGCGGUGGAGUGGCCGGGGGCAGCACAUUGUUCCUGGGCCCCCCGCUCUGUGAGGCCUGUGGCCCCACGGGCAGAGAGGUGCAGCCGGGAAGCUCCCAGGGCCUGUACAGCCUUCACCCGGACCAUUUGCCCAGGACAGAUGGGGUGAAAUACGAGGGCCUUCCCUGCUGCUUCUAUGAAGAGAAGCAGGUGGCCCGUGGCAGCGGCGGGGGCCGCACCUGCCGCGUGGAGGACUGCUCGGUCAGUGUGCAGUACACGCUCGCCCAGGAGCCCCCACCCGGCUGCCCCCCAGGAGCCUGGGACCUGAGCCAGCGCAUCCCCAUCAUUCCGGAGGAUGUGGACUCUAACUUAGGCCUGCCCUCGGACUGCCAAGGGACCCAUGGCCUCGGCCCCUGGGGUGGGACACUGGGCCCGGAUGCCCUGCGACCCCACUGCAUCCUAGGAGCCACCCAGGAAGACGAGCCGAUUAUGUGCCACCAGGCCAGGGCUCCGCUCUCGCCCAGCUGCUCUCCGGAGUGUGCAGAAGCCCCCGGGACCACCUUCCCUGGUGCCCCCCAGGACACUCAGGAGUCCAGCGCCACCGCCCCUGAGGCUGCAGGACAGAGAUCUCGCCCAGCAGACAGUGGCACAGGAGCCUGAGCUCAGAAGGAACUCUUACACGGAAAUGGGGACUAUAUGGAGACUCCAAGCUCUGACUUCCUUAAGGGAAAAAAAAAAAAAGAUUUUUUUUUUUAGCUUUGACAAACACACAAAAGUGGUAAUAAAGAGAGCCCUCCUUCUCAACCCAAAAUGUGAGCCACCUGUGGCAAACUGCCUCCCACCCCCCAUUAACAAACCAACAGACAAAAUUCUCUGAGUCUUUUGCCUCUUUUGAUAACAUGGUAUAUUCUGUUUUGUAAAGUGUGUGUGCUUGGGGUCCCAAGGUGUGUGGGAUUGAGUUCUCUGCUUUGUUUUUUAAGAUAUUAUAUGUAAAUGUAAAAAGUUAUUUAAAUAUAUAUUUUAAAGAACCCUAAUCGCCAACUUUUGCUGAAAAAAAAAAAAAAAAAAGAAAUCACUGCUGCAUUAAUUG
This is a messenger RNA of Mustela lutreola (European mink), 3498 nucleotides long. It is a transcript of the gene ZNRF3, whose product is annotated as zinc and ring finger 3. The coding region runs from base 249 to 3068 and encodes 939 amino acids. Gene Ontology annotation, biological process: negative regulation of canonical Wnt signaling pathway; ubiquitin-dependent protein catabolic process; Wnt receptor catabolic process. Gene Ontology annotation, molecular function: frizzled binding; ubiquitin protein ligase activity. Lineage: Eukaryota; Metazoa; Chordata; Mammalia; Carnivora; Mustelidae. The transcript is spliced from 9 exons. The record is from RefSeq and is a predicted model, not a curated record.